Ramularia collo-cygni is the source of this 1317-nucleotide messenger RNA. RefSeq names its product related to Ca2+/calmodulin-dependent protein kinase, EF-Hand protein superfamily. The record is from RefSeq and is a predicted model, not a curated record. Gene Ontology annotation, cellular component: cytoplasm; nucleus. The transcript has a single exon. The coding region runs from base 1 to 1317 and encodes 438 amino acids. Gene Ontology annotation, biological process: mitotic DNA damage checkpoint signaling; protein phosphorylation. NCBI's taxonomy places the organism in Eukaryota, Fungi, Ascomycota, Dothideomycetes, Mycosphaerellales, Mycosphaerellaceae. Gene Ontology annotation, molecular function: ATP binding; protein serine/threonine kinase activity.
AUGACUGAUUCGGUCGAGUCGAUUGUCGGCAAGUUGAACAUUUCACCACAGACUAUUCCAGAGGCAUCUUCGAUCGAUCAUUCCAUCUCACAGCUCUCGCCCAUCGAAAACCUCAGCAGACAUUCUAGCACCACGUCCAUAAGAGUGCCGCGGGCGUCGAGGAUAUCUGCCGCGGGAUCUCGACGCUCAUCGCGACGCUCGAACUCGGGCUUCUCCUCGGCGAGUCCUGCUGCUGCAUUCCUUGCCGGCUGGGGUAGAGGUGACCCAGAUGAACCAGCACCGGAGCCGAAACCUGACGAUGAGGGCCAAUCGAUCGGUAUCAACAACGAGUUCGUCAUCGGUCCACAAAUCGCCCAGGGCGCCUUUGGUGUCAUCAAGGAAGUUCACUCACUCGAUGCACAUGGGAAUCGAACGGUGCGCGCUGUCAAGAUCAUUCACAAGGCCGUCCCUGGGAUCAGUGACGCUGAAGCCGAAAAGAUUUCACUGCAGGUGGAACACGAGGUAUCAAUCUGGCGAUGUCUCAACCAUCCUCACAUUUUGAAGCUACACUCGGUGUAUGAUACCGAUUUUGCCUUCYUUUCUGUCAUGGAUCUUAAUGUCGGAGGAACUUUGCAUGAUAUGGUUCGGAAAACGAGGCAAAGUGCGUCAAGUAACCAUGGCCGAAAGGGACUUUUGCCGCAACUUGCCAAAACCUACGCAUAUCAAUUGGCGUGCGCAUUGAGAUAUUUGCAUGAGGACAUUCGCGUCUGUCACCGCGACGUCAAGCUUGAGAAUYGUCUGGUCGAUCUCUCCUCGGCGGGCGCCGAGGAACAAGGCGGUUUCCUUCGACUCUGCGAUUUCGGCCUGGCCGAUUUCCUGCAGAGUGCCCAGCAUGCAGACGUGGAUGACGCGGGAUCUGAUCGGCAGUAUCAACGCCUCUCGCUGAAAGAAGGUGAUCCUAUCAUCAUGGCAUCCUCCGUCAUCGGCACACUCGAAUAUGCUUCGCCUAAGGGGCUUACUGUAGAUCGCAAACUGUUCGAGACGGCUGGAGACAUAUGGGCAUUCGGGGUGGUUGUCUACGCACUGUGCACAGGUGACCUGCCGUUCCGUCAUGCCAUGCCCAGCAAGACCGCCGAGCUUAUCAUGAGCGCCGAAUACGACGAGAACGCUUUGCGGGAGGCCGCCUCUGGUGGUGGCGAGGUUAUUGACCUUGUCAAGGGCUGUCUGGAGAGAUCGGUUGAGGAUCGGUUCACAAUUGCUGAUGCUCUGCGAAGUCCUUGGUUCGAAGGCUGCCGUGAGGAUGCCGAGGAAUCCUCUGCAAUGGGAGCAUGGACCUGA